This is a messenger RNA of Phytophthora sojae, 1005 nucleotides long. RefSeq lists its product as hypothetical. The record is from RefSeq and is a predicted model, not a curated record. Bases 1 to 1005 code for a protein of 334 amino acids. Lineage: Eukaryota; Oomycota; Peronosporomycetes; Peronosporales; Peronosporaceae. The transcript is spliced from 4 exons.
AUGGCUUUGAACACAACUUCAAGCAACAAGUCCCGUAAAGCAGUCAUCGCUGUUAAUUUGUUCACAACAUCGAUUCACUACUUCACGUUGAAAGAGCUCGACCCGUGCAUCGAUUUGGACACGUUAUUGCAGAACUUGGCAAUGUGGCGUGCACUCAAUCGUCUCAUCGAGCAAAGACCCCGACCGCUACCACCAACUCAACACAUCUUGCCUUCGUUCAUGUCCCUUUGGAGUCGAGUGAAAGGUGGGAUUGACGUCUACCCCCGGUAUCUGAAAAAUGUGAAAUUAAGUCACGCUUCCCUACCACCGAUAUCGGCCAUAGUGCAGCGGAUUAUUAUGACGCUGAUUUACAAUUCGUUUCAGUCUUUACAGCUUUUCCGGGGCCUUUACCGCGACGCUGCUAAGUAUUUGCGAGAACGCUCACCACCGGAUGCUACAACGAGCUUGAGUUGCCGUGCAAGAAAUGAGAACAAAGACACUGGCAACAUCGAUCAAAACGGGCAUGAAAUCAUAUACAAGAAACGAGUUCAUUUCAACUCUGACAUUGACCUCAUUCGCCGACACUUGAACAAACGGAAUCAGCAUGUUAUGAUACAAAUCGAAGAUGGUGCCCAAAACGGCUGCGUGCUGUUCUGCUCGCUUAACCACGAUACUGAGAACGCUGGACACGGCCACAAAGGGUUCAAAACCCGGUUUGAGUGUAGCGCACGCAUGGUUGCUCUCUGUCGCCAAGAUGGAAUGGGGCGCGGUCGUGCAUCGACAAAGUUCCACAGUGAAAAGGAGCUGCCGGAUCCCUGUUCAGUUUCGGGAAAACUGAAUUCGACAAGGGAAAACAACAACCGUGCCCCGCCACCGUCGCGGAAACGACCUAGUUCCAUGGUGGACACGCCCAACCGUCGUUCACCUAGUGCUCAUCUACAUCUACGCGAGCGCAGACGCUCUCAACGCAUUCGCGAGAAUGCUUCCCAAGUUUUUCCUCAACUAAAGGACCAAAAUUUGCCCUAA